UGUUGCGUUUUGAUAAAUUUAUAUAAACAUUUGAUCCAGUAUGUGACGUGUUGCUUGCCAAAAAUUUGAGUGUAGCUAUGGAAACGAAUCCCAGACUGCACAACCCUAGAAAAAAAUCGACCAAUCCCACUUCGGGGUGAAACUCUAAGAGACUUUUUCUCUCUCUCACUAACUCUCUCUCCCAUCACCCCCGUUUGGGGCGGGAGGGCGAGAGUUUCAGCGAGUUGGGCUUUUUUUCAAGAAAAGGAAAGCUAAAUCAAGCGUGAAGUAGAACAGUUGGUACUUUAGAGAGAGGGAGAAGGACUGUGAGAAACCCUUUGCAUCUCAUAAAAACCGCGGCAAAUCUCUGUUCCCAGCUGUAUGUUGGGAUUCGGAGCGUUCAGAACAAAGGGGAAGAUAUUAACUUCCAACUGGAAGGCCCGUUUCCUGGAUCCACAUGGUGGAUAGUACUUUUAAUGCGGCGCUCUUUUGCCCCCUUUUCUCGCUUCAUCACUAACACCGCUAGGAAUUUUAAAGUGGGGAGCGAGAGGGGGAGAUAUUUUAACCCGUGCGCUAAUCUCGCUGUUAUGCAACUGCGAGGGGGCUUUGCAAAGCGAGAGAGAGCCGGCCGAUUGGGAACCCUUCUGCAGGAUGCAUUCGAUCCGGUCGCUUUAAACGAGGGGUGCGGAUGGUCCCUUCGCUGAAGAAUGAUCCGGACAGUCAGACUGAGCUGGUACUCGUUGGCGAUACUGGCUUGCUUUAGGUCGGUGGCCGGGGCGCAGCCCGUGUGUUGGAAGGCUCUGCUGCGCUGUCAGCAGGAGAAGGAUUGCAAAUGGGCUUACAGCCAGUACAGCGCCGCUUGUGAACCUUUCUUGAAGGGCUUGAGGAGGCACUGCCCCAGUCACUGCAUCGGCGCCCUGGUCAAACUCAACCAGACCCAGAACGGGCCGGACCUGGAGAACUGUGACUGCGACCAGGACGUGCAGUGCAGACAGGCCAAGCGAGCUAUCGAGCCUUGCAUGCCCAGAAGAUACAGGGGCGAGUCGGAUCUGGGCUGCACCAAGGCACGUCAGCGUUGCGAGGAGGAGACGGUGUGUCACGGCGCGAUGAAGGACUACCUGUCCAACUGCGGGCAGCUUUUCAACGGGAGGAGGUGCACGCCGAUGUGUAGGAAUACCAUCCAGUACCUGCUCUCCAUCCCCAAUGGCAUUCUGCUUAACACCUGCGUCUGCGACGGCGUGGAAAGGCCCUUCUGUGAAGUGGUGAAGGAGAACAUUCAGAAAUUCUGUUCCAUCAACGGCCACUCGCUCCUGACGGCCACCCCGGACUCCGAUGAGAAUUAUGAAUAUGAUGAUUAUGAAAUAAACAGAACGGAUUUAAAACCGCAGCAAACUGACCCGGCGUCAAACCUCUCUGCAGUAUCCACGUGCUGCUCCCUGCUCCUCGUUGUGCUCCCGGGCUUGUGGUUUCUAUAAUACUUUGUGCAAACAAUUAUUUGCAGGUUUGUUUGUUUUGAUUUCAAUCUCUCUCUCUCUUUCUUCAUACACACACACACACACACACACACACACACACCGUCUCAGUGUUUACAAAGCAGCGGCUACAAACACUCGAGGCUGACAGAACGAGUGAGAUCAAAUUAACCCUCAUUACAAUUCCUGUCUCACCAUCAGCCCCACUCCCCGGUCGAUUUUUAAUAUAUAAACGCUUAGUCGUCUGCCAACCAUUCGUGCUACAGUCUCGGGAUUUGGCUCAAUCCCACACCUAAUAAAACACAGCAUUUUGUGUACAGUUGGUUCGGUUGAUCUUUAACGUGCAUUUUGAGGUGGGAGCCACGGUCGGAAAAGCGUGUAGAUUUGUACGAAGAUUUUUUUGUAUAAAAGGUGGUACACAUUUUGACACUAUUUAUGGUUUUACAGCUAACGCAUUUUCGAAAUAAAUUCGGGUCACGGUUUUGUAUCGGUUUGGCACGGUUUUGUAUCGGUUUGGCACGGUUUUGUAUCGGUUUGGCACGGUUUUGUAUCGGUUUGGCACGGUUUUGCAUUUUGUUUCUUUUUGCCUUCGCCUCCGACACUCCUGUUCGCCCCGAGUCACUCCGCCCCAUUGUCCUAACAUCGGACCGCACGUUUCGGUGCCUCAUUGACCCACUGCGCGAGUCGUUGCCCCAUCGCUGCCCACUCAUUCCCUGAACCCCGCUUCUGGUCCAACAAUCUGCUGGAGGAACUCAGCGGGUCGGGCAGCAUCUGUGGAGGGGAACGGACAGUCGACGUUUCGGGACGAGACCCUUCAUCUGGACUGGAGGGAAAGGGGGAGAUAGACAGUCGCCGGCUCUUACUCCAUUCCCCCCCCCCCACCCCUUUUAUACCGGCUAUCUCCC
Messenger RNA from Pristis pectinata (smalltooth sawfish), 2356 nucleotides. RefSeq names its product growth arrest-specific protein 1. The coding region runs from base 687 to 1454 and encodes 255 amino acids. The transcript has a single exon. Gene Ontology annotation, biological process: regulation of cell cycle. The record is from RefSeq and is a predicted model, not a curated record. Lineage: Eukaryota; Metazoa; Chordata; Chondrichthyes; Rhinopristiformes; Pristidae.